AUGACUCAACAACGCAUUUAUGGUGUAACCGGUCCAAUAUCAACAGCUGGCCCUACAGCAGCGGAAAAUCAGCUGAACGAUGCUUUGAUUCAAGAGCUAAAGCUGGAAAAAUCGUUUGAGUCCGAGGAGGACACCAAAAAACGAGUUGACGUUCUCAAAAUCCUUCAAGAACUCGCAGAAAAGUUUGUCUUUGAGGUUUCCAAGAAACGCAACAUGUCUGAUGGGAUGGCAAAAGACGCUGGCGGGAAAGUCUUCACGUUUGGUUCCUAUCGUCUGGGCGUUCACGGACCGGGCAGCGAUAUUGACACCCUAAUUGUUGUGCCCAAGCAUGUUUCCCGCGAGGACUUUUUCACGGUUUUCGACCAGCUGUUGAGGACCAGGCCCGAACUGGACGAAAUCGCGUCCGUACCAGACGCCUUUGUACCCAUCAUCAAAAUCAAGUUUAGUGGGAUUUCAAUUGAUUUACUUUGUGCUCGACUGGACGUCGCACAGGUGCCCGCAAGCCUCACGCUCUCGGACAAAAAUUUGCUGAGAAACUUAGAUGAAAAGGACCUAAGGGCACUGAACGGAACGAGAGUCACUGACGAAAUUCUUCAAUUAGUCCCAAAACCUACAGCUUUUAAGAUUGCUCUUCGCGCCAUCAAAAUCUGGGCGCAACGAAGAGCGGUAUAUGCCAACGUAUUUGGUUUUCCGGGCGGUGUCGCUUGGGCAAUGCUAGUAGCAAGAAUAUGUCAGCUCUACCCAAAUGCUUGUAGUGCUGUCAUUCUGGCUCGUUUUUUUCAUAUUUUGACGAAAUGGAACUGGCCUCAACCGGUACUAUUGAAACCAAUAGAGGAUGGGCCUCUGCAGGUGCGUGUAUGGAAUCCAAGAAUUUACGCUCAGGACCGUUCGCAUAGAAUGCCUGUCAUCACCCCUGCUUAUCCAUCUAUGUGCGCGACCCAUAAUAUUAGCGAUUCGACUAAAAAAGUGAUAUUAGCUGAGCUCGAAAGGGGUGCUGAGGUAGCAAAUGAAAUCUUCUUGAAUAAGAAGUCCUGGAGUGACUUGUUCAAAAAGCAUGAUUUCUUCUACCGCUACAAGUUUUAUCUGACUGUGAUGGCAUCCACCACAGGUUCAAACGAGCAGCAUUUGAAAUGGAGUGGGCUGGUGGAAAGUAAAUUGAGAUUGCUAGUCCAAAAGCUGGAAGUGCUAAGCGGAAUAAACUUGGCUCAUCCCUUCACUAAACCUUUCGAGGUAUCAUAUGUGUACGAAAGUGAGGCACAAUGCAAAGACAUUAUUGACAACUACGGUACCUACAAAACUCAGGAUGUUUUGGAGCAGUACACCGAAGUUAAUGACCAAAAUAAAGACAGCGAUGACAUCAAAGACAAGAAACAAGUUCACAUCACAACAAUGUACGUUGGACUAGACGUUGCCGCUGACGCGAAAAAGCAAGUUGAUAUACACGUUCCUUGCUCCGAUUUUUUCAACUUGUGUCGGUCAUUCAGCGAGUUUGACGACACGGAUACAUUUUCACUCAUGAUCAAGUAUGUCAAACUACAUGACUUGCCGAAUCAUGUAUACGAAGAAGGUGAGGAGAGACCAGUCAAGCACAGUAAAAGGAGAAAGCAGGACAAGGAAGGAAAGAAAAUCAAACGCCCUAAAUCAAGCUCACAGAAAUCAGACGAAGUUAGCACUAAAGCGAAUGGAUCGGAUGGAAAAGACCAUUCGAAUAACCAGCCUAUUCCAAGUUCAGCGGACCCUCAGAUCAAUCAAGCUUCUGUGGUAAGCGCCAAAUCAUCCAGUGUUAGCUAA
This is a messenger RNA of Lachancea meyersii CBS 8951, 1791 nucleotides long. Lineage: Eukaryota; Fungi; Ascomycota; Saccharomycetes; Saccharomycetales; Saccharomycetaceae. The record is from the annotation of a GenBank genome assembly.